AUGAUCAGAGCUGUAUGUACUACGGCGAAGGACCGCUCUAUUAACUGGCACUGCGGAACCAAAACAGAGACCUGGUUGAGACUGAAGGGGGGACACUUUGUUGACCGGCACCAAGAGAAGCUGAUCCAGCGAGUCUCAGAAGUGGACAGAGUCCUGAAGCUACUUCGGGGGCACACACUAACCCCUGAACAAUACCAGAGCAUCAGCACCGGGAGAUCCAAUGUGGAGAAAAUGCAGAAGCUGUAUGAGCUGGUGCCGAGCUGGCAGAGGGAUCAAAAGGACUGGCUCUACCGGGUACUGUGGAUAACAAACAGAGCCCUUGCUGAUGAGUGCGCAGGUGCCAGUACCCCAGCACAGGAGCUGUCCACCAGCACCAGCCCUGGAGCUACACGUGAGUUAUAAAUCAGCCAGCGGGAUUAACCCUUAGUGAACCACACUGGGGCUGUGCAGGGGAGGAGGCUGCACCAUGCACAUGGACAGUGGGGUCAGCACAUCCCCCUGCUUGUCGGGAAGGGAGGGUGAGUCGAGGCACAGUUUGUCCAGGAGCUCCCCCUGGGCAGGGCAGCUUUGCCCCACCCCAGCUCAGGGCUCUGGCUAAACAGCCCUAGGUAGAAGCUGAAGGAGCCUUGCAACCAAACCCAGUGUUUCAGUGGGUGUUUUUAU
Molecule: messenger RNA, 663 nt
Organism: Chelonoidis abingdonii (Abingdon island giant tortoise)
Lineage: Eukaryota; Metazoa; Chordata; Testudines; Testudinidae
Source: RefSeq, a predicted model, not a curated record